This is a messenger RNA of Marchantia polymorpha subsp. ruderalis, 1813 nucleotides long. NCBI's taxonomy places the organism in Eukaryota, Viridiplantae, Streptophyta, Marchantiopsida, Marchantiales, Marchantiaceae. The record is from the annotation of a GenBank genome assembly.
UGGUCGCAGGACUCCGUCCCCUCCAUCGGUCUGCAACUCGAGCUCGACUCAUGGCUUCCAAGUGCUGCACGAGCGGCUGGUCUGAUCCAGCCAUGGGCUUCUGCCCCGAGCAACGGCGGCUGGCAAAUUUGUUCCUCGGGUGCAUCUUGCUGAUGUUGCUGUCACAUGAAGCAGCAGAUGCAGCAGCAGCAGCAGCAGGAGGCCGUGUGGGUAUCACUGGCAGUAGUAAUAAUAAGCUCCACAGGCGCAUUGAUGUGCAGGUGCAAACCUCUGAUAACAAACACAUGAGCUCUUUUCUACAUCACCUUGAAGCUGCAGAAAAAACAAGGAUCCACUCUCAUGAUCACAGCCUCCAACCAUCAAAGGUUUCAAAGCGCACUAGUGCAGACAUGUCCACUCUUUCAAGAGCUUCCGACUCGGAGCAGCUGCAUACGGCAACCGGAGCGAUGGACUUGCUCAAGAUGCAGUCAAAAGACCAGCUGCAGCAGUCACGGCGCAUGAAGACGGAAGAAGGGCACUCUACAUCCGAUGCUGAAACUUUGGCUCACACAAUGGACCUACAGAGCCAACGAAGCCGAGCUGAACUAACUCAUACAAAGCGAGUGGACUUAGAGCUCACAGCAUCGGACUUCUCAACCAAAGUGCAGAUGCAUUCACAGGCUGCGGACCAAGGGACGUGCGUGUAUACGAUAACGACUGAAACGGGGAAGAAGUGGGGAGCAGGGACGGAUGCAACCAUCAGCCUCCGGCUCAUGAACAAGAAGAACGACGAGGUGUACUUCGACAAUUUGGACAAUGGCAAGAACAACUUCGAGAAAGGGCACAUGGAUGUGUUCGAGGAAUUCGGGCCGUGUGUGGAGAACAUCUGCAAGAUGCUGCUGUCGACUGACAACGGUGGCUUCUUCGCCGACUGGUACGUCGAGACUGUCGGCUUCUCCGUCACCACUCCUCUCGGCGGUCGCCAGGAGAAGCUGUGGGAGCUCCACCAGUGGCUGCCCAAGGACGACGCCACUGCCUCUCUCUUCGUCAUGAAAGAUGAUUGCGCCUCCAGCGCUCAGCCACCGACGCCAUGAGUGCUUGCAUUGCCCUGCAUGCAAUUGGUUGGGAACGAAUGUUGGAGGAGAUUUCGCUUAAGCUUGCUAGAGUUUGUCCUGAUAGUCUGCCCUGUUUAUUAUCGGGGCUCAGUCCUGGAAUCCCUGGAUAUGGACUUGGAGCUUUCGAGUACAGCUUACCUUUGUUCGGACUGUACGGUGUGGUUUUUUGGAGGUGAAUUCGAUCCAGCAUUAGAGAAGCAGUGAGUGAUCAUAUUGUAUUGAUACUUCGAUUGAGAGUUACAGACAGAUUUCACGUGGCGUUGAACUGAACAAGUUGGCAUGGCAUGGCACCCACGACAUGGUCCCUGACCUGUCAUCUGUAUGGAUCUAUAGUUGCUCGGAAUUUUAUGAACGAUCGUUGCAACAUAUUAUCCCAACCUAUAUACAAAUUGCGAGUCUCGUCUUUAAGCUUUAAGCCUGAAAUAUUUAGCUCUCUUUGUCGUUGUCGUUUUAACGACUUAUGGUUCAAAUUAUGGCACGGAUGUUGCUCGCACUGAGCUCUGGCUGUCGUAGGGACGAACCUGACCGCUUGACCCUGGAAAUUUUAUAUUCACGAGCUCGAGACUAGAAUGUGGAUGACAAUGUUCCUCAGAUCGCCAAAAAUGAUUCCGCUGAAUAAAUUGAAGUUUUCAACAUCACAAACAUUUUCAAAGUCUACUAAAAGAUUCAUUAAAUAAAUCAAGUCGAGGCUUCGGGCAUGUCGUUCAAUAUUCUCUGCC